Diaporthe citri is the source of this 801-nucleotide messenger RNA. RefSeq lists its product as uncharacterized. NCBI's taxonomy places the organism in Eukaryota, Fungi, Ascomycota, Sordariomycetes, Diaporthales, Diaporthaceae. The coding region runs from base 1 to 801 and encodes 266 amino acids. Gene Ontology annotation, molecular function: oxidoreductase activity. The transcript is spliced from 3 exons. The record is from RefSeq and is a predicted model, not a curated record.
AUGGCACCCUCACUCUCGAGUGUUUGGACAACAUCUUUCCCCCCCAAGCCCACCUUCACGGAGAAGGAGGUCCCAGAUCUCAGUGGCAAGGUCCAUGUUGUCACUGGCGCCAACACUGGUGUCGGGAAAGAAUUGUCACGCAUGCUGUACUCGAAGAAUGGCAAAGUCUACAUAACAGCACGCACCGAGGUGAAGGCCAGUCAGGCAAUAAAGGAUAUCCGAGCUGCCGUGCCCAAUUCCUCAGGAGCACUGGCGCCUCUCGUCCUUGAUCUCGCAGACCUCAGCACUAUCAAAGCCUCCGCAGAGGUUUUCAUGUCCGCUGAGUCCAGGCUUCGUGUGCUCUUCAACAACGCUGGGUACAUGGGGCCCGAAAACAAGAUGGAACGGACACCGCAGGGCCACGAGAUGCACUUCGGCGACAAGGCGACGGCACCUGGCACAGCCCGUGUUGUCUUCUUGAGCUCAUUUGCUGCCGACAUCUUCUGCGACAAGAACACGAUCGUUGACGUGCACAAUUUAGACUUCCACGUCAACAAGAACGCCAAGUACCGCUAUGGGACCAGCAAGGGAGGUGACUGGAUCUACGGGUUGGAGAUGUCCAGACGCUACAAGAGCGAUGGCACUAUCGGGCUCGGUGUAAAUCCCGGGAAUCUCAACACAGACCUGUUUCGGCAACAAGGUGCUGUGUUCAGGAGCUCGACGGGCCCGAUGAAAUAUCCAGUUGUCAACGGCGCGUAUACUCAGCUAUGGGCAUGCCUGUGCCCCGAGGUCACUCUUGAGAGGGCGGGAAGCCUCGUGUAG